ACGUGAUCCCGGGCGUGCUUUGCUUAACGCCAGCGUGUACUGUGGAGGUCAGCAAGCGUGAACGGGGAGGGUACGAACAUAAGAUCUAUUAUCAUAUAAUACAAUAUAUAUCAUUAUAUUUUUGGAAGAGUAAUAUUGGCGUGGGUAUGCGCUAGUGAAUACAUAUAAGAUUUUUAUUUGCCUGUCAUCACUCGGAAAUAUUAUUAAGUAACACGCACGGCGCACCAGACUGUCACUUCUCAAUUCUUCAUCUUUCUCUGGUUCGAUUGGUCCCGGUUCUGAUACACAAGCAGAGCGAUGGAUAACACAUCCGGAGCAGGCGGUUCGGGGUCCAGAGCCGGAUUCGGGAGUCUCUUUGGAGGGGGAGCUGAGUAUUCAAAUACGGAACUAUCCGGGGUGCCGUUGACAGGAAUGAGCCCCCUCUCCCCCUACCUCAAUGUGGACCCCCGUUACCUGGUGCAGGACAGCGAGGAGUUCAUCCUGCCGACAGGAGCCAAUAAGACACGAGGACGCUUCGAGCUGGCCUUCUUUACCAUCGGGGGGUGCUGCAUAACAGGCGCUGCAUUCGGAGCCGUGAACGGACUCCGGCUUGGCCUGACAGAGACUCGGGACAUGGCUUGGUCCAAACCGCGCAACGUGCAGAUCCUGAACCUGGUGACACGACAGGGGGCAGCGUGGGCCAACACCCUGGGAUCGCUGGCUCUGCUGUACAGUGCGUUCGGGGUGAUCAUUGAGAAGACGCGCGGAGCAGAGGAUGAUCUCAACACUGUAGCAGCCGGGACACUGACUGGAGUGCUGUACAAAUCCACAGGUGGUCUGCGAGGCAUGGCCCGCGGUGGGCUGAUGGGUCUGGCACUUACAGGACUCUACUCUCUCUACAACAACUGGGAGCACAUGAGGGGCAGCUCCCACCGCCAGUCCCUCUGAUGCUGGAAGCCUCUCACCCCCCCCCCCCCCCGACUGGAAUGGAUCAUUCUCCACCUGCACGCCCAUUGGCUGGCCAGGGUGUACCAUCUCUCACCUCAGAAGAGGGGUUUCCUCCCAUUCUAGUUCUGGACUUUAUGAUAACGAUGUAAAUAUCAGGACACUUUCAAGUGCUGCUGCUGCAGUAAACAGAGGAGCUGUAAUGGUUUGAAUGAGGCUUGUGGAGCAGUCUGUGUGUCGCAGCCUCUUCUGUUAUCAUUCAAAAAGAAACUAAUUAAACCUGGACUUUGAUUGUUUAAGUAGAGUUGUGUUCCAAAAGAAUGGUCUAAAAACUUAUGGUUGUGGCUGAGAUUGUGUGUGUUUAGAAUCUCCCCCGUUAAGAGUGUUCAGUCACAUUUUGUUGGCCUUCCUUUUUAUAGAGAAGGAGGAACUGUAUCUAACUGUGAAACAGACACUUGACUUCCCCGGUAGGAAACAAAAUAAACUUUUUUCUGUGCUUUUA
Messenger RNA from Acipenser ruthenus (sterlet), 1426 nucleotides. RefSeq names its product mitochondrial import inner membrane translocase subunit Tim23-like. The coding region runs from base 298 to 927 and encodes 209 amino acids. Gene Ontology annotation, biological process: protein import into mitochondrial matrix. Gene Ontology annotation, cellular component: TIM23 mitochondrial import inner membrane translocase complex; mitochondrial inner membrane. The record is from RefSeq and is a predicted model, not a curated record. Lineage: Eukaryota; Metazoa; Chordata; Actinopteri; Acipenseriformes; Acipenseridae. Gene Ontology annotation, molecular function: transmembrane protein transporter activity. The transcript has 7 exons.